GCGGACCUUCUCUCCGCGGAACCUCUGUUUCCGGUCGGACGGAAGUCGACGCCGGACGUGUUCCCGUUGACAUUGCUGAGGAGGAAGAGGAGCGGAAGAGACAGAAGGAGCGUUACCCAACCUGAAGGUUUCUUCACCGGAGGGAGCCGCGAUUCAGUGGCAGCCCGCUUCUUCGCUGUGACACCGGGACACCGGGAGCGAGUCAUGUAUCGGCGGCCGCUGCAGUCCGCCUCCAGGGCGGCUAUUAAAGCCACGGCGUCCCGGCCCGCCGGCGGAAAGGUGCUCCUUCAGGAAGCGUCAGGAAGUUUCCCCAGAGCUUCUGCAGCCUGCCGGCUGGCCAGAGCCCCCCCCUCCCAUCUAACAGCCUGUCGGACGCUGCACAUCGGCACUCAG
Messenger RNA from Gasterosteus aculeatus aculeatus (three-spined stickleback), 393 nucleotides. The record is from RefSeq and is a predicted model, not a curated record. NCBI's taxonomy places the organism in Eukaryota, Metazoa, Chordata, Actinopteri, Perciformes, Gasterosteidae.